AUGCUGUCAAGACUGCCACAAAAGGGAACAGAGUCAGAGAAUGAAAAGGACAAAUUAGUCUAUUUUUCUUACAUCAAUGACAUGCCUAUCUCUGCAGCUGACAUUGCAAAAGAAACAAGAAAAGAUGCAGUAUUGUCAAAGGUGCUGCAGUAUACACUGACUGGAUGGCCAAAUUGCUCAGAGGAUGACAAUCUCAAGCCAUUCUUUCAAAGAAGGGAGGAGAUUACCACAGAGGCAGGAGUUCUUCAGUGGGGCCUGAGAGUGAUCAUACCUCAGAAGUAUGGAAACAGAAUACAAAAUGAACUACACGAAGGACAUCUCGGAAUGAACAAAAUCAAAGCAAUGGCUCGUCCAUAUGUACAUUGGCCAAAGAUAGAUCUGGACAUUGAGAAAAUGGUCAAGGACUGUCACAGAUAUGCAGAAGGAAAGAACAUGCCAGCAGCCGCACCGUCAAAACCGUGGGAACGGAUUCAUGUGGAUUUUGCGGAGUACGAAGGUCAGAAAUAUCUCGUGCUGAUCGAUGCUCUCUCAAAAUGGCCGGAAAUAAUACCGAUGACAACAACGACAGCACAGAACAAAUGA
Molecule: messenger RNA, 582 nt
Organism: Aplysia californica (California sea hare)
Lineage: Eukaryota; Metazoa; Mollusca; Gastropoda; Aplysiida; Aplysiidae
Exons: 1
Coding region: 1-582 (193 amino acids)
Molecular function (GO): nucleic acid binding
Source: RefSeq, a predicted model, not a curated record